AUGAUUCAACGCGAGUAUCCAAUGAACAACGGGUUUAGUACAGGAGAAGAAGAUUCUAGAGGUAAUUCAGAUCAAAUAUGUUGCCUUGUGGAUGACAGCGACCGAUGUAGGCGACCUGCUGGCAACGCAUCGUACAGCAAGCGCAUACAGAAAACAGUAGCUCAAAGGAGGCUCAAACUUAAUAUAGAUCCUCAGGCUAGGCACACAUAUAUCUGUGAUUAUCAUAAAACAAUGAUACAAUGUGCAAGAACAAAACAAAGGAGGCCUAAAGACUCCGAGGAUGAUAGUCAUGAGGCAGAAAUGGACUCUCCAGAGGUAGACUGGGUCCAGCUACAAGUUAAUACUCUUAGGAGAUAUAAAAAACACUACAAAGUGCCAACAAAGCCAGGAUUAAACAAGACUCAAUUAGCUGAAGCUAUACAAAAACAUUUUAAAUCCUUGCCAGUUAAUGAAAAGGAAGUCGUUACAUACUUUAUUUAUAUGGUGAAAACAAAUGGCAACAAGUUGGACCAGAAAAACGGUAUGUAUUUUGACUCAGUG
Molecule: messenger RNA, 540 nt
Organism: Brenthis ino (lesser marbled fritillary)
Lineage: Eukaryota; Metazoa; Arthropoda; Insecta; Lepidoptera; Nymphalidae
Source: the annotation of a GenBank genome assembly